UCCACAUACUUAUGUUCAACCAAAUUAUCUCCAGCUAACCUGCAGUAUUCAAUCCCUCCCACACAGGGCGGCUACGGUGAUAGUAAGGCUACAGAUCUCGCCGUUUGCGCCCUAAUUUUCCAGAAAAUAGACAGUACCCGAAGCACAAAAUUGCUUUAGUGUCACUAUCAGUGUGCUCGGUUGCUGUCUAACAGGUAGAUGUUGAGGAAAGUCUUUAUUUCAGUCAACAAAGGCCACCCUGAGACGAGGUGAAAUGAGUUCAGACUCGGCUGUGAAAGCGGCGGCGCUUGGGUUUUAUAGUGUCUUGCGUUAGUCGCUAGAUGGCAGGAGAAGUCCAGUUUCUGAGGGAUUAACGGGGUCGUGCAGCCUGCUGCAGCCCUGGAUUAUUUAGUAAUAUAACAUCAAGCGGGCUACAAAACCAUGAGAUGGCAUUCAAAGGCAAAGCGGUCGACUCGAAGACCGUGCUCUUCAACCUGCUGCUGUGUCUGCUCAUAUUUUACUCUCUUUUCUACAUGAUUGGGAGUGUGUGCUUCGGUGCCUUCAGGUUGGAUCACUUCGAUGGACUGAUUCCAUUUGACUUUAAGACCGAACCUGCUGAAUCCAACUCCAAAUACUUGGUGAACCUCCUGUCCUUGGAGCUCACCUAUUUUUGCAGCGGCCUUUUGUUUGCUGCAGUGGUGAGGAGGCGGGUGUGGGACUACGCCCUCACUGUUACACUUCUGCACGUUAUGAUCACCAGCCUUGUGAUGUUGGAGUUUCCCAUGGUGUGGCAGUGGUGGCUGGCUUUAGGCAGCGGCUUGUUCCUGAUGAUCUGCAAUGGUCAGCUGAUAGCUUAUUUCACCUGCCAGAGCGACCAGAGCUACGCCUCCUUCAGCAUCUACUGACACACAGAAAAGUAACACUGUGAAUAAACUGUUUUAUAAACAGUCGUGUGAAGUGGGGUAGACAGGAUCAGACACCCGUUAGAUUCUCCACAGUGAUGGGCUUUUGCUGUUUGGCACUAAAAAAGACU
Molecule: messenger RNA, 1012 nt
Organism: Lates calcarifer (barramundi perch)
Lineage: Eukaryota; Metazoa; Chordata; Actinopteri; Centropomidae
Product: transmembrane protein 244
Exons: 6
Coding region: 426-884 (152 amino acids)
Source: RefSeq, a predicted model, not a curated record